ACGGCCAGCGAGAGCAGGCCAUGUCGAGAGGGAUUUGCCAUUGAUAAUUCAAGGAUUCAUCGACUGCGAUAUGAAGCUGAUCGACCGGAGCCCGAGACGAGUGUUGAUCAAUUGACGAGACAUUCGUCGAGUCAACGUUCAUUGCGAGUUAAUAAAGAGUGAUUGUCGCGAGAGAGGAGAAAAGGAUACACGGGGCAAACAAAGUUCCACAGUGUGAGACGACAUUACGUACGCGAAUCAAGUUUCGUUAAAUGGAGCAUCUGCACCAGGAUGUAAUGAUCCACAGGUGCUCCUCAGAUAUAUGAGCGGCAGUCCGAGUGCGCGUUGUGCAACUGAUUGAAAGGAGGUAAAGAAAGUAAAGAACUCGGCAGGACUAGACUUGCGCGCCGAAGUUAAUGCUACUCCGGCGCGAGGAUGAUGAUGAUGGACAUGGGUAUGUACGGUACUUACGGCAAGCCUGACUCAUAUCCGAACUACGGCUUCGCCAGCGGUCAUCACCAGGCUUCCGUGGGCCAUCAUCAUCACCACCACCAAGCGGCAAGCAUCGGACAUGUCUCCGUGCCCUCGUCGCCGGAGCUCGCGGCGACCGCAGCCCACUACUAUCCCCAAACUGCGGCUAUCACACCCUACAGCGCCUCAAGCACGGAGAACUUCCUCGCAGCCGCUGUGGACUCGAACGCCGCCACCAGCAGCAGUACACCACCCCAGAGCUUCUACUCUACGAGCGGCGCCCCCAUUCUACAUGAGGAUGGUACUGCUAUCAUCUCUUCCGAGAACGGCCUGAGCUAUACGAAUCUCGACUACGCGAGCGUCUCCUCGUCCUCCUCGUCGUUUGCGUCACAUGGCAGUUGCGCCGCUGAUCAUCACCAGAGCUACCAGCAGCAGCAACAACAGCAACAGCAGCAACAACAGCCGCAGCAGCAGCAGCAGCAGCAGCAACACGUACAGCCAGUUUAUAGAACGGAGGAACACCGACACCAUCAUCCGGCGAGUUUGCACCAUCAGAUUGGAACGCUCCAUAGGCAGGACCAUCCGAAACUGCAGCCACCGCCGCCACCACCACCACUACCACCGUCGCAGCAGCAGCAGCAGCAGCAGCAGCACCAUCAGUCUAGUCACGAGUCGACCGAUUAUCAAAUUAGUUCAAGCUACUUGCACCAGCUGCCUCCCAACGAUGACACGCUGCAACAGCAGCAGCAGCAGCAGCAACAACAACAACAACAACAGCACUACUCCCAAAAUCCUGCCAAUGUUAGGCAGGAUGCAUAUCCAAGUCAUCAACACUUCAAGGAAGAGGCGCCCGAUAACGUUGUCUACCACAAUAUGCAGUCAUCACCCGUACACGGAGUGCACCCCCACGUUCAUCCGCAGCACCAUCAUCACCACCACCAUCAUCAUCACCAGCAACAGCAACAGCAACACAGCAGCAACAGCAGCACCAUCAGCAACAUCAGCAGCCGACCCAAGUGCCCACCUACAAGUGGAUCUCCGAAGACGAGCGCGAGCGUCGGGGAGUUCGGCAGUAUCUCGGUCUCCGGCAACGUCGGCGCCGUCUAUCCGGGCUCGCUGUCGAGCUCGAGCUGCCUAGCCGGGACCGGGAUCGGUGUGUCCGGGUCCGUUGGCGGUAGCGGCGGCGUUGGCGCUGGAGCCAACAUCAGCCCGGGUGGCGUCUCCCUGAGCGUGGCCGCCGCCGCCGCCGGCAUGUCCGCAGGCUUCAACAAUACCGGGCGCACCAACUUCACCAACAAGCAACUCACCGAACUCGAGAAAGAGUUCCACUUCAACAAGUACCUGACCCGGGCGCGCCGCAUCGAAAUCGCCUCCGCCCUCCAACUGAACGAGACCCAAGUGAAGAUCUGGUUCCAGAAUCGGCGCAUGAAGCAGAAAAAGCGAAUGAAGGAGGGUCUGAUACCGGCGGAGGCCGUGUCCGGCCUCGGGAACGCGCGCAGCACCAGCAACUCGCCGACGAGCAACUCCUCGGGCCUCGAUAUCGGCAUCGGCCCCCACGGCUUCGGUUCCGAGAGCAGUCGGGACUCGCCGCCGGGUCCCACCAAGGAUUGA
Ceratosolen solmsi marchali is the source of this 2061-nucleotide messenger RNA. RefSeq names its product homeotic protein labial. Gene Ontology annotation, biological process: regulation of transcription by RNA polymerase II. Lineage: Eukaryota; Metazoa; Arthropoda; Insecta; Hymenoptera; Agaonidae. Gene Ontology annotation, molecular function: DNA-binding transcription factor activity, RNA polymerase II-specific; RNA polymerase II cis-regulatory region sequence-specific DNA binding. The record is from RefSeq and is a predicted model, not a curated record. The transcript is spliced from 3 exons. Gene Ontology annotation, cellular component: nucleus. The coding region runs from base 415 to 2061 and encodes 548 amino acids.